Messenger RNA from Adineta ricciae, 2862 nucleotides. Lineage: Eukaryota; Metazoa; Rotifera; Eurotatoria; Adinetida; Adinetidae. The record is from the annotation of a GenBank genome assembly.
AUGGAUAAACAUUCAAAAAUUGAAGAUCUUGAUACUGCUUAUAAAAUCCUACGUGCUUAUCGAUAUGAUUCUCAAGACGUAAAAGGAUUCGCGAAAGUACAAGCUGCAUUGGAAUUUUGUCGAUUCACAAUACAAAAGGCGGGUGUUAACGAAUCAACGAUCGACACAGCCACGCGUUUACAAUCAGUUUUGAAAUCAAGUCGACAAGAGCUUGAAAGUAUACCAUGGAAACCACCGUUAACUUCGCAACCAUUCUUUGGACAAUUAAAAGACCUUUUGCUCAACACAGUAAAAAUAGCUGGUCACAGGACCAGUUCAACUACAGAUGUGAUAGUUCGUUGUUUCUAUUCAAUAUAUUCAAUCGUGGAGACAUUUGACAUUCCGUUUGUAUUCAAUGAUAAAUUUUUGUCGGCUCUCAAAGAAUGCUUAACGUGCGUACGAGACAAUCGAUAUUCACCAGAUGAUUUUCGUUAUGCGAUAUUGGCAAUGCUGUUUGACCAAAUUUACACGAUCGAGAAGUUCAAAUCUAGAUAUAUUGAAAUCUAUGAAAAACUUUAUCCUGCCGCUACUCCAUUGAUUUUACAAUGUAUACUAAAUUACUAUGAGCAAGAGCUUAAACGUUUCUACGACGACGAACAAGGACUCAACUUGCGAGUUGAUGGAGAUGCGAAACAUCGUGUAUUUCUAAAUAUAUUUCCCGAAUAUCUACUCAUGGAUGAUAGCGAAAUUCAUUUACCAACGUUGACGAAAUCACAAUUGGAUAUAUUCUGUCAGGCGCUGUUUGGAUGGAGCUAUACAUUAUUUAAUCGUCUUUUUAAAAAACAACCCAAAGACUUCACAUUAUCGGUUGUGAUAGUACGGUUCUUAAAAUUAAUGAAUUACUGCACUCCGUCGAUCUACUUUCGUCCUUGUGCCCGCCAGAAUCCAGUAUUGGUUGAGAAUCUUUUUCGUUUACUCCAUUUACCAUUGUUUAUUCAAAAUGUAACUGACUACGAUGUACGUUUUGGAUUAAAAGUUGUGGAUAGUACAGUACCAGGAAAACAUUUAGAAUUAGUGUUAGCUGCUGUCGAAUUACUAUACAAUUUAUCGGUGGAGUCCUGUGUUGUCGAUUAUCUCCGAGGGCUAAGUGACGAAGAAAAGCCAGAAAUUAUUCGUGUGCUACUUAAAAAUUGCAAGAAAAACAAUAUGUAUACCGCAAAGUUCCAUUGUGAAACAUUAAUUGCGUUAAUGAACAACGAUGUAGAUCGUUUAGAAGAACCAAACGAGAUCGCCACCUCGUAUGUUAAUUGUAUUUCAAAAGCAGUGAAAAUGGAAAGUCAGUCGUUUCAGAAAGUUCGAUUGAGUGAUACGAUUAUACAUUUAAAAAUCUUUAUACAAAAUGAACAAGUCAAAACUGAAGUUGUGGCUCAAGAUGGUUUAACUCUUUUAACAACCUGUGCGACAGAAACACGAUUCGAUAUGGCUUCCGUUCAAUAUCCGUCGAUGGAAUUAAUAUGGUCACUCAUCUUUGAUUUGUCAGCUGCUCAACUACUCCGAGCUAAUAAAGUUUUUGUUGAUUAUGUUGUUGAUUUGACCAAAUCAGGUACUGACAAUGCUGAUAAACAUGUACUAAAACGCGUUGCUGAGGGUAUCGAUUGGCAAAUGAAACAAAAGGUAGUUGAAGAAGAGAAACGAAAGGAAGCUGCUAAGCCGGUGAAAUUGAGUGUCUUUGGUGUACCAGUAGACAGCACAGGAAAGCAGAUAACGAAAGAACAGCGUUUAGCUAUGGAGCAAGCAAAAGAUUAUAAAUUUGAUAUGAUGAUCAGUUAUUGUCAUAAAGAUUCGACUUUAUGCAUGCAGAUUCACAAACAUCUAAAAAUGGAAACGAAUGCACGUAUUUGGAUUGAUACGGAACAAAUGUAUGGCUCCUUAACGGAACGCAUGUCGGAGGCAAUUGAACAUUCACGAAUCAUUCUUGUUUGCUAUUCGAAUGCGUACAAAGAAAGUCCCAAUUGUCAAGCUGAAUGUACGUACGCGAAUGAUUUGAAACGAAUAAUAAUUCCAUUGAGAAUGGAAGCCAACUAUCGUCCUANUACGGAACAAAUGUAUGGCUCCUUAACGGAACGCAUGUCGGAGGCAAUUGAACAUUCACGAAUCAUUCUUGUUUGCUAUUCGAAUGCGUACAAAGAAAGUCCCAAUUGUCAAGCUGAAUGUACGUACGCGAAUGAUUUGAAACGAAUAAUAAUUCCAUUGAGAAUGGAAGCCAACUAUCGUCCUAAUGGUUGGCUCAAACUUAUUAUUGGAGAUCGUCUUUAUAUCGACUUCAUCAAAUAUGAUUUUGAAAGAGCAUUUGGAGACUUAAUCAGACAAUUGGAAAGAUACGAUAAAAAAUACAAAGAAACGAAAGAGGCACCAAAGCCUGUAAAUGCAUCUAAUUCAAAUUCAGUAGCUCAAUCUCAGAAAAAAACCAAGGAAGUUAAGAACAAUCCAUCACUACCUGUGACACAAACAGGCAUCAAACAAGCGAAUAAAAAAUCAAGUCUUCUCGAUGAGACGUCUGAUACGAUUGAAACCCAAACAAAAUCAAGCACAAAUGAUGGAACUUCCAAUGCUACGUAUGAAAAUAAGCAAAUCUUAGAUUGGACUAACGAAGAUGUUCGUAACUUCUUUCAUGACAAGCAGAUUGAUGAAAUGCUACAAUUAUUAGAUAGAAAUCCAAACGGACGAGUUCUAUGUGAUUAUUAUCAACAAUUGAUGAAAGAGAAUAGCCCAUAUCAAGUAGUUAAAGAAGAAAUGAAGGAACUACAUGGAAUUUUCUUACCAUAUAGAGCGUUUGUAACGUUUGAUAGAGAAUUACGAGAAUGGAUCUCAACCAAAAAGUGA